Messenger RNA from Acipenser ruthenus (sterlet), 4519 nucleotides. Its product is annotated as probable N-acetyltransferase camello. Bases 336 to 1001 code for a protein of 221 amino acids. The transcript has 2 exons. The record is from RefSeq and is a predicted model, not a curated record. Gene Ontology annotation, molecular function: N-acetyltransferase activity. NCBI's taxonomy places the organism in Eukaryota, Metazoa, Chordata, Actinopteri, Acipenseriformes, Acipenseridae.
AAGCUCGCACACAGCAUCCGCAUUUUCUCUGCGUAGAGAAACAAUCUCUGGUUCCCAAUGUCAUCGUUUGUAUUAAAGUAUCUAUAUUACAAAUAAAUCCGUGUGGUAUAUUUUAGUUGUUUUUUGUAACUGUGUCGCUUGUCUAUUGUUUUUGUAGCAGUCUUAUGUGUUUAUAUACGUAAUAUCAUUUUAAUAAAUAAAACCAGGUCACUUAAAUUAAUUUCGAAUUUGUGACGGUUCAUGAACUAAGAAACACAGCGAAACACAACUUGUGAAGUGCAGCAUUUCUGCAGCCAACGAGGAUUUUUAGUACCCUGUACUACUAGGAAGACAUCAUGGCCAACUAUAGGAUCAGAAAAUACGAGGACAAAGAUUGUGAAGUAGUGAGGGAUAUAUUUGCAGUGGGCAUAAGAGAGCACAUUCCAGCUGGAUUUGUGUACACCCUGAAGCAGCCUCGGUUACACCUAACCUUGAUGUGUGUGCUCUGUCUUCUGUUCCUGAGCUCCAGAUCAUUCAUGCUUUGCAUCCUGGCAGUCGUCUUACUGCUAGCAGGAUUGCGUCAGGCAUCUGACUAUAUAUAUAGCACAUACGUAGAGGCGACCUUGAAAGACGACCUGCUGGACAUCAACAAAACGUACAUGAAGAGCAAAGGCUCUUGCUUCUGGGUGGCGGAGAGUAAUGAUCAUGUGGUUGCUAUAGUUGCUGCUGUACCUUCCAAAGGAGAGCCAGGCGCCUUGGAGUUGAGGCGUAUGUCUGUGAGAAAGAACUACAGAGGUCUGGGCAUUGCCAAAGCGCUCUGCAGGACUGUUUUGGACUUUGCACGUGCAAAUGGCUACAAGGCUGUGGUGCUGGAGACGUCCCAAGUCCAGUAUGAUGCACAGAAGCUCUAUGAGAGCAUUGGUUAUAAAAAGAUUCGUCAAUUUGUUUUGCCGAUGCUAGUAGCCAAAAUUAUCAACUUCUCCAUACUAACAUAUAGAUAUGACUUUUUCCCCCAUAACUAAACAAUCAAUCAACAGAAAUUUGCUUUAAAAUGUCUCCAGCACAAUAGUGGUGGAUUUUGAUCCAGAAUGAUCAAACAUCUGGAUAUCAGUAUAUUGACUUUCAGUGUCUCAGUAAAUAACUACAUGUGAUCUGAAUGUGAUUGGUUCCCUGAACUCAUUCCUACUUUGCUGAUUAUUGUGGAGUGUGUAAUUAAAAGUGAAUGCAUUUAAAACCCAUGAACUUUCAUCCUAUAAGUUAUACAAUAAGCAUUAUUUUGGAUUACUGGGUAACAGAUUUGUAUUGUCAAUGAAAGUAGGCGUGUCCUCCAGUUAUAGAUUUUAUAUACCAAGCAUUUCUCACUUUAUUUUUUAAGGUAGAUAAUAAGCCACUUGAGUACUGCCUCCGUUCUGAAUUUGACUUCAACCGAAUCAGUGUGCUGUUUUGUGUAAGCCUUUGUGCGUAUCAAAAACUGUUUCCUUUGUAUCCUGUGUGCCUAAUUGAAGUCAGUGAGAGAGUUUAUACUUGUACUGUAAUUUAUGCCUUUAUUUAACUAGUAACAGUAAAACCACAGAUUGUAUUAAAAUCUAGCCUUCCUUGUUAGGGUGGUGUCACUGACACCAGUUUUGACAGUAACUGAUGUACAGUCAACUCUCAGUUAUUCGUGGGUGGAUUAUCCAGGUUGCGGAUUAACCGUGCUUGCAAAAAAUGAAGAAAAAACAGGCGUACAGUACGCAUUAUUUACACAUGCGCAGGUUCCAUUAUAAGGGCACUGACUUGUGACAGUGUGAUUGCAAACAUGUCGGCAAAAGUAAGCAUAAAUGCGUGGUUUUAACAAUAAAAUAAAAUUGAAAUAGUUGAGAAGCUGGAAAAAUGUGCAAUCGGUGAAUGGUUUGUGAUUUUAAAAAAGAAGCAGGAAAAGUUGAUUUCAUAUUCAAGUAGCUCUGAUUCUUCAAGCAGUUUGUCUGAGGAAAUCAAUGAAAAAAUCAAGGAAGAGGACUACUUUAAUACCUAGAAAAUAAGUACAAUAUACUGUAUAUAUUUUAUAGGUUUUGCAUUGUCCGUUUUUUGUUUGAUACAGGGCAUCCCUCCCUUCCAUUACCCCGGAUAAUCGAGAGGACUGUAUAGGUAAAUAAAUAUGCGGAAGAGCUUGUUUUGUAAGGCAAUCUAGUGAGAUGAAGGGUUUACCAAUGGGAAAGUCAAAGAUCUGCCCUGGUUUUACAGCUGUCCAAUCAUUAGUUAGCAGAGGCGGGACAUAAAUAUGUUAGGGUAGGGUGUAAGAAUAGCUGAAUUUCCCGCAAUAUUGCUUAUUAUAGAGACAGUUAUUGAGAAUUAUAUUGAUAACUUUGAAGUAAUAUUUCAAAUUGCUUUUUACAAAUUAAAAAAAAAUAAAUGUCAUAAGACAACGGAGACAUUGUAGUCGAUUUGGUUACAAAUUCAUUUUCAAGAACUUUCUCAGAAAAAAAUGGAGGUAUACACCACAAAUACCUGAACUGACACAGGAAGGGAAGGGAUAUAUUUGCCACUUCCAAAAUUUAAAUUAUGAAAGGUAUCCAUGGCUUUCCGGUAGCUGUCAAUUAAAAAAAGUAUACUGCUGGAGCUGUAUUUUGUUCAGUACAGAAAGGGCAGUAUGGAACAGCACUGGCUAUAGCAAUCAAAGAUGUCUGUCAAAGUCAGCACAAAAACAUGAGCAUUCCCAAAGUCACUUGCGAGCCACUGUAACACUCAAAACCUUUGGACAAAUCCGGAUUGAUGUUCAAGUCAACUGGAUGAGCAGAAGCACAGGGAUACAAUAAAUCACAAUGAGCAAGUAACAAAAAAUUGUGAGGUUCUUAAAUGCUUGAUUGAUUCUGUUAUUUACCUUGGCAAGCCAGAACUGGCAUUCAGAGGGCAUGAUGAAAGCACCAAUUCCUCAAAUAGAGGUAAUUAUGUGGAAUUACUUUCUCUGGUUUCUGACUGACAGCAUGUUAAUCAAUCACUUGUCAAUAGCCACAGUAUUCUCAGGUACCUGUAACAAGAUUCAGAACGGCUUAGUCACUUCGUGCCUCAGGUUUUGCUAGAUGCAGAAGUACAGGAAGGAAGCCAAGUACAAAGCUGUAAUGGUAGAUUAAACUGAUGUUGCAAAAGCUGCUCAGCUGUCUUGUGUUUUCAGGUAUGUGACUGACAGUGUCCCAAAAGAACAGUUGUUCUGUAAAAAUGUGUUACAUUUAAUAAAAUAAAAAUAAUAAUAAAAAUGAUUUUAAAAAGACCAAAUUCCCAUUUGGCUUUUUUUUUUUUUUUUUUAAGAUUCCAUUGAAUUUUUAGUAUUACUAUGCAGGACAGCCGCUAUAAGAUUGUUCCCUUUAUUAAAAAUGUGCAAGGAUUAAUCUAGUGAUGAAUCAACUAAUGCCCAUAAAUUAACCAAUCAAAAAUUGUAAUCGAUUGACAGCCCUAAUUAUACAAAUAUGUUUUAAAGUUAAAAAUAAAUAUUUUCAGAAUUUUAGAAGAAUAUGUAAACUUGAACCUGUAAAAAUCCUGUAAGCAGAACCGCUGUGGAAUCAAAAAAGUUUAAUUAAUAAAUAUUGAUUAACUGUUUACAAGUGUGUGUGGCUCUCUUUAACAACAAUCAAACUAUGAAAUUGUAAAAGUACAGUAGUAUUCUGUGUAUAUCACUGUACCUGUAAGGUUGGGGAAAAAAUGGAUACUGGUAAGACGUACCACACAACUUUUGCAUUAUAAGGCUAUUAUUGUCAAGUUAUACUGUUUGAAUUAUUAUAGACAAUUAUUUGCAGUCAUGUAGCCAGACUGUAUUUUGGAAGGUUGUAUGAACCAGUAUAAUGUGGUUUCAGGGAGGUGCAAGGGUGAUCUCACAGUUGUCUCAAAGAGGUGGUUAUUAAUAAUAAUAAUAGUAAUACAUAAUAUCUUUAUUUUUAUAUAGCACCUUUCAUAGUGGACCACCAUCAUAAAGCACUUUACAGCGGUAGGCUGUGAACUGUGCAUUAUAUGCAGAGUCACUUACAAUAGGACAUUGAUUUAACAUCUCAUCUGCAGGAUGGAGCACAAAGAGGUUAAGUGACUUGCUCAGGGUCACACAGUGAGUUAGUCAUUGGCAGUGGUGGAUUUGAACCAGUGACCUUCUGGUUGUAAGCCCUGGACUUUACCCACUGGACCACACUGCCAUUGCCAUUUUUUAAUCUCCAAUCAGUACAUUGUCUGCCAGCUCAGACAUACCAUCUCUGUCACCUUGGUAGCUCAGAAAACUGUAUCUACACUGACGCCAGCUCAGAAACGAACUUUCUGAUUCAAUGAGGGCACAGACAUACCAUCUCUAUCACCUUGGUAGCUCAGACAACAUCUUGAGGCCAGGGUGGGACUCAAAUACCACCUGACGAGACCUGUAGGUUUACCUGCAGCUUUGUUGCUCAAGAUUCGACCUGCUGAGACCUGUAACUGCGCUUACACUAUUGCUGUGAUUGUGUCCUGUACUGUCUUUGGAUUUGCUUUGUUCCUGAAUAAAACUUUUGAUUGAAGAUUACCUGAAUAAGACUGACUUACUAUUUUU